GCGAGCGAGGUGUGAAGAGUUGGCCAGAAUGACCAACUCCUCCUCCACGUCCACCUCCUCCACCACCGGGGGGUCGCUGCUGCUGCUCUGCGAGGAAGAGGAGUCGUGGGCGGGCCGGCGCAUUCCCGUGUCCCUCCUGUACUCGGGCCUGGCCAUCGGGGGCACGCUGGCCAACGGCAUGGUCAUCUAUCUCGUGUCGUCCUUCCGAAAGCUGCAGACUACCAGCAACGCCUUCAUUGUGAACGGCUGCGCCGCCGACCUCAGCGUCUGCGCCCUCUGGAUGCCGCAGGAGGCGGUGCUCGGGCUCCUGCCCGCCGGCGCCGCGGAGCCCCCCGGGGACUGGGACGGCGCCGGGGGCAGCUACCGCUUGCUGAGGGGCGGGCUGCUAGGCCUUGGGCUGACUGUGUCCCUCUUGUCCCACUGCCUGGUGGCCCUGAACCGCUACCUGCUCAUCACCCGGGCGCCCGCUACCUACCAGGCGCUGUACCAGCGGCGCCACACGGCGGGCAUGCUGGCGCUGUCCUGGGCGCUCGCCUUGGGCCUCGUGCUGCUGCUCCCGCCCUGGGCGCCGCGCCCUGGCGCCACGCCACCGCGCGUCCACUACCCGGCGCUGCUGGCCGCCGCGGCGCUGCUGGCGCAGACCGCGCUGCUGCUGCACUGCUACCUGGGCAUCGUGCGCCGCGUGCGCGUCAGCGUCAAGCGGGUCAGCGUCCUUAACUUCCACCUGCUGCACCAGCUGCCCGGCUGCGCCGCCGCCGCCGCCGCCUUCCCCGGUGCUCCGCACGCGUCGGGCCCCGGGGGUGCGGCGCACCCGGCGCAGGCCCAGCCCCUGCCCCCCGCGCUGCACCCGCGGCGGGCGCAGCGGCGUCUCAGCGGCCUCUCGGUGCUGCUGCUCUGCUGCGUCUUCCUGCUGGCCACGCAGCCGCUGGUGUGGGUGAGCCUGGCCAGCGGCUUCUCGCUGCCCGUGCCCUGGGGCGUGCAGGCGGCCAGCUGGCUCCUGUGCUGCGCCCUGUCUGCGCUCAACCCGCUGCUCUACACGUGGAGGAACGAGGAAUUCCGCCGCUCCGUGCGCUCUGUCCUGCCCGGCGUCGGCGACGCGGCGGCCGCCGCCGCUGCCGCCACUGCCGUGCCCGCCGUGUCCCAGGCACAGCUGGGCACCCGCGCCGCCGGCCAGCACUGGUGA
This is a messenger RNA of Diceros bicornis minor, 1183 nucleotides long. It is a transcript of the gene GPR88, whose product is annotated as G protein-coupled receptor 88. Gene Ontology annotation, molecular function: G protein-coupled receptor activity. Gene Ontology annotation, biological process: G protein-coupled receptor signaling pathway. The coding region runs from base 29 to 1183 and encodes 384 amino acids. Gene Ontology annotation, cellular component: membrane. NCBI's taxonomy places the organism in Eukaryota, Metazoa, Chordata, Mammalia, Perissodactyla, Rhinocerotidae. The transcript has a single exon. The record is from RefSeq and is a predicted model, not a curated record.